Vicia villosa (hairy vetch) is the source of this 1719-nucleotide messenger RNA. Its product is annotated as DNA topoisomerase 2-like. NCBI's taxonomy places the organism in Eukaryota, Viridiplantae, Streptophyta, Magnoliopsida, Fabales, Fabaceae. Gene Ontology annotation, cellular component: nucleus. The coding region runs from base 1 to 1719 and encodes 572 amino acids. The record is from RefSeq and is a predicted model, not a curated record. Gene Ontology annotation, biological process: DNA topological change; resolution of meiotic recombination intermediates; sister chromatid segregation. The transcript has 8 exons. Gene Ontology annotation, molecular function: ATP binding; DNA topoisomerase type II (double strand cut, ATP-hydrolyzing) activity; DNA binding.
AUGGAGGAGGAGAUUUUUGUUAAGACUUUAAGCAAAAGGUCUAUUUUCAAAUUGAAGGUAAAAACUAAUGAUUCUAUUAACACGAUCAAGAAUAUAGUGGUUGAUAAGCUAACUCUAGCCGAUCAACAAGAAUAUAUGAUAUUUUUCAAUAAUGAAUACAAACCUCUAAGUUCUAUAGAAAAACUUGAAGAUGCAAAAUUUGCUGGAACAAAUAAAUCUCAUAAGUGCACCUUAAUAUUGACGGAGGGAGAUUCCGCCAAAGCAUUUGUUAUGAGUGGAUUGUCUUCAAUAAUCAACGGUGAAGACAUCUAUGGCGUAUUUCCACUAAAAGGAAAGAUUCCAAACAUACGCAGGAGGUCUAGGCUAAAUGACAUAAUAAACAAUGAAGAAAUUCAAAGUUUUAUUACUAUUUUAGGACUUAGAGGAAAAAAAGAAAAUGAUAUUUAUAAAUCUGGCUCAAAUUCUUUGAGAUACGGUCAUGUGAUGAUAAUGAGCGAUCCUGAUUAUGACGGCUCACACUUUAAAGGACUUGUCAUAAAUUUGUUAUACAUGUUAUGCCCUUCACUACUGAAAUGUCCGAAUUUUUUGUCUCAUCUUCUCACACCAAUAGUCAAGAUUUCUAAAUCGGGGAUAAAACAAUCAUUUUAUUUCCAUAAGCAAUAUGAAACAUGGGAAAAAGAAUGCCAGGAUUCAUCUACUUGGGAGAUAAGUUACUACAAGGGUUUGAGUACAAACACUUCUGAGGAAGCGGUGGAGUACUUUCAAAACAUUGAAGAGCAUAAAAAAAGUUUUAUUUGGAAAAGUGAAGAUGAUCAGGCUAUUGAACUGCCAUUUGAUCCUAAAAAUACAUCGGGUAGAAAAGAUUGGAUCAGAAAUUUUAAGCAUGAGAAUCCGAAGACCUACCUACAAGCGAGUACUACCAGCUAUGCAGACUUCAUCCACUCAGAGUUAAUAUUGUAUUCAAUAGCUAAUAUUCAAAGGAGGAUUCCCUCAUUAGUUGACGGAUUUAACAAAGUUCAGAGAAAGGUUAUUUUUUCCUUGUUUCUACGUGAAGAAAUCAAACUAGUAAAACCAACAUAUGUUGGCAAUUUAAUUGGUUAUGUGUCUGAGCACACCUGCUAUCACCAUAACGAAGUUUCUAUUGCCGACGCAAUUAUUAAAAUGGCGCAAGAUCAUAUGAAUAGUAAUAACAUAAAUCUUCUCUUACCAUUGGGUCAUUUUGGUAGUUCUAAAUUGCAAGGUAAAGAUCAUGCAGCUUAUAGAUACAUACGCACUCAACUUAAUUGUAUUACUAGAUACAUAUUCCUUAAAGAUGAUGAUAUGUUUCUUGAUUACUUAAAUGAAGAUGGAGUGUCAGUAGAACCAUAUUGCUACAGACCAAUAAUACCCAUGAUUCUUGUCAAUGGUUGUGUAGCAAUGAGUGUGGGUUGGAUUUCAUAUAUUCCAAAGUAUCAUCCAAUGCGUAUUAUUAGAAAUAUUAAAAGUUGGUUGAAGGAUAGGACAAUGAAGCAAUUAGUUCCAUGGUACAAAGGAUUUAGAGACAAGAAAUCUUUUUUGGUGAAUGGCAAAGUGGAAAUAACAGGUUUAAAUAGCUUUGAAAUACAAGAGAUUCCUUUCACUCGGUGGUCUACAGAAACUUACAAAAAGUUUCUUACAUCUCUAACUAAGGGGCCUCGUGGAGAAACACCUCGCAUCAAGGUAAAUGACCUAAAUAAAUAA